Aspergillus neoniger CBS 115656 is the source of this 1976-nucleotide messenger RNA. Its product is annotated as phosphoinositide binding protein ATG18. Gene Ontology annotation, molecular function: phosphatidylinositol-3,5-bisphosphate binding; protein binding; phosphatidylinositol-3-phosphate binding. NCBI's taxonomy places the organism in Eukaryota, Fungi, Ascomycota, Eurotiomycetes, Eurotiales, Aspergillaceae. The transcript has 5 exons. Gene Ontology annotation, cellular component: cytosol; phagophore assembly site membrane; extrinsic component of membrane. The record is from RefSeq and is a predicted model, not a curated record. Bases 330 to 1622 code for a protein of 430 amino acids. Gene Ontology annotation, biological process: protein lipidation; nucleophagy; protein localization to phagophore assembly site.
CAACCAACCAAGUCGGCGUCACCUCGCGGUUGUGGAGGCGCUCGGAGUAUAUAAACGGCGAACCGUUACUCGAGUAUCAGUUGCGCAAGCGAGAUAUGCAAAUCAAGGCCCAUCAACAGUGACGGAACCGGCUCUAACCAGGGAUCUGCUAACCCCUCCAUACCCGACACUAAAGCGUGUUACUCCUCCAGACGACGUGAUAUCACCAAAGCUCAUCUCAGAUCUCUCGGUUUAUUCAUCACACGGCAUACUGUGCUGUCAUAUAUCGGUUUAAUAGGAAAGCAGAGUGGAGUGAGGUGUGGUCGAUCCCGGUGAUCGACUAAGCAACGAUGUCGAUGAACUUCGUGACGUUUAACCAGGACUAUAGCUAUCUAGCUGUGGCGACUUCUAAGGGAUUUCGCAUCUUCACCACGGACCCUUUCGCAAAAAGCUAUGAGACGAAAGAAGGGAAUAUAGCUAUUAUUGAGAUGCUGUUCUCGACGUCCCUGGUUGCGCUGAUCCUAUCACCACGUCGCCUUCAAAUAACUAAUACCAAGCGCCAAUCGACGAUAUGCGAAUUGACUUUCCCCACGACCGUGCUGGCCGUGAAGCUGAACCGGAAACGGCUUGUCAUUGUGCUGGAGGACCAGAUAUACCUCUACGAUAUCCAGACGAUGAAGCUCCUGUAUACCAUCGAGACCUCUCCCAACCCCAACGCACUCUGUGCCCUCUCCCCAUCCUCGGAUAACUGCUAUCUUGCAUACCCUCUUCCGCAAAAGGCGCCGCCCUCUACGUUUCAACCUCCAGCUCACGCUCCUCCGGGCACAACACAUGUUACACCUACAAGUGGCGAGGUUCUGAUCUUUGAUACUCUGAAGCUGGAAGCGAUCAACGUCAUUGAAGCGCAUCGGUCCCCGCUGGCGUGUAUCACGUUGAAUAGCGACGGAACACUUAUAGCCACGGCGUCGGACAAAGGAACGAUCAUACGGGUAUUCUCUGUCCCCGACGGGCGCAAGCUUUACCAGUUCCGGCGAGGGUCGAUACCAUCCAGAAUCUACAGCAUGUCUUUUAACACCACCUCGACCCUCCUUUGUGUAUCAUCUUCCACAGAAACGAUCCACCUAUUCAAAUUAAGCCUUCAAUCGCAGUCGCCAGACGCUACACCAUCCUCUUCACUUACGGCCGCUGAUCGAAGGUCUAGCCAAAGCUCACUUGGACAAUUAUCCGAUGCCGAUGAUAGAGGUGGAGACAUGGCCGCAUCCGAGCUUGCGUCGAGGAAACACAAUGGAACUCUGAUGGGCAUGAUCCGGCGCACCUCCCAAAACGUUGGGAGCACAUUUGCUGCCAAGGUUGGAGGCUACCUCCCCAAGGGAGUCAGCGAGAUGUGGGAGCCCGCCCGAGACUUUGCCUGGAUCAAACUGCCCAAGUCCAACCAAGGACCUGGAGCAAACGGGAACAACGGCCCGUUGCGCAGUGUGGUCGCCAUGAGCGCCAACACUCCCCAGGUUAUGGUGGUGACUAGCGACGGCAACUUCUAUGUAUUCAACAUCGAUCUCUCCAAGGGUGGUGAGGGGACGUUGACCAAACAAUACUCUGUGCUCGACACAAAUGACCGCCUGGGAUACUCCGUGAUGGACUAUUAAUCUCGCCAUGAUACCACUCGUUACGUCUACUGCUGCUACAAGUCGAUCGUUACAGCGCCCUUUGCAUUCUGUUUUGAUUUGAGCGUUCAUAUACUUCUAAUAGGGCCAGUAUACGCCUUCCUAUUUGUUCUUACUCUAUCGUUUAAGCCUUUUCGAGGCGCUACUCCUAUCCGCCUUGCAUGAAUACUAUCAUGUGAUGACUGACUUCUUCUCGUCUUAAUGCUCUUGCCAUGUAAUCCCAUAUGUCUUAGACCUGGGUAUCUUUGUGACGGAGGUCGAUUCUGCAUCGAGUGUCAUGCAUCUCUGAUAUUCGAGCGCUGUACUGUAUGGUUGUACUUUAUGCAUGAAAACUUG